Peronospora farinosa is the source of this 387-nucleotide messenger RNA. NCBI's taxonomy places the organism in Eukaryota, Oomycota, Peronosporomycetes, Peronosporales, Peronosporaceae. The record is from the annotation of a GenBank genome assembly.
AUGUUAUAUAAGUCACCGAUUUUGCAGAUCGCUGUGAACGAGGCACCCAUGAAGCUUGUCAGGUUUUUAAUGAAGUUGUCGAAUGAGACGGUUACUAUCGAGCUUAAAAACGGAACUAUUGUCCACGGGACAAUUACUGGCGUGGAUAUCAGCAUGAACACACACUUGAAGGCGAUCAAGAUGACUCUGAAGGGAAAGAAUCCCGUGAGUCUCGACUCGCUGAGCAUCCGUGGCAAUAAUAUUCGGUACUAUAUAUUGCCAGACUCGCUAAACCUUGACACGCUACUGAUUGACGACACUCCACGUGAGAAAGUGAAAGCGGGUGCUCCUGCAGGAAGCGGUCGUGGGCGUGGUCGAGGCCGCGGUCGCGGACGCGGACGUUCGUAA